Molecule: messenger RNA, 1341 nt
Organism: Periconia digitata
Lineage: Eukaryota; Fungi; Ascomycota; Dothideomycetes; Pleosporales; Periconiaceae
Source: the annotation of a GenBank genome assembly
UCUGCAAAAAAAAAUGGCAUCCAAGGAAAAGUUUCCAAAGCCACCGAAGACCAAGAAAGCGGGACAGCUCAUAUGUCUGACAAUAUGCGGAUACCGUCGUCCAGGCAUGAGCGAAGAGGACUAUAGAAGUCAUAUGACCCAAGUAUCUGGACCCAUGACUAAAGAGCUCAUGGUGAAGUAUGGUAUAGUUCGCUGGACAAUGCUACACAACACCACCGAGACUCGCAAUCUCAUGAAACAGCUAUUUGACGAGCACAUGGUGAAUCUGGCGGAGUUCGACUGUUUCAGUCAAGUCACUUUCCGGACCAUAGAAGAUUACAAGCGCAUGAGGAAAGAUCCAGUGUACAGAAACCAAGUCGCAGGGGACCAUGUCAAUUUCGCGGAUACCAAUAGAAGCAUGAUGACCAUUGGGUGGGUGACCGAUUUCAUUGAGCAUGGGAAACUGGUCGAAAUGGACAAUGAAACGAAAAAGGAGGCAAGCGCUUUGAGUCGGAUAGCAGGACCUGCAGAGGGAUCUACUAAGAAAACCUUGGCCGCGACGGUUGUUGUGGGCUCUUUUCUCUCUGGCUGUAUGGCAUCUCUAUCAUUAAUGGCCGUACCCGUGCUUCUCGACACCGCAACAAGUUCGCCGCAACUAUUGUGGCAGUGGACACGCAUGUACCAUUACGGACACCAAGUGCUUCCAGGGAUGUCUAUCAGCACUUUUCUUCUCUACAGCUACGUCUGUAUUCGAAGACGCAGAGCGCCAUCACCGAAGCCGUGGCGUUUGUUUGCGCUUGCGGGUCUUGUGACUGUGAGCAUGAUACCAUUCACACUGCUGAUCAUGAAGCCGACCAACGAUGAGCUAUUUCGGUUGGAGGCAGCGACGAGGGCAAUGAGAUUGGGCAAUAUCCCGGAAAUCAAUGUUAUUUCUCUCCAAGACACGAAAGACAUGGUGGUCAAGUGGGCUUUGAUGCACUUGACAAGAGCCAGUUUUCCACUCUUUGGAGCUGUCAUGGGUGCUUGGGGCUUCUUCCGUCAAAGCUUCUAAGGACAUGAAACUAGAAUGGGAGAUAGAUCAGGCUUGGGUUCCGUUGAAUUGGCAGAUUAGAAAUGGUUCUGCUCAACUAACAGUGAGCCCUUCUAUGUCAUGGGUCGAUAGAUUGUGAGAAUCAAUUGUUUAAUUGAAGAUUUACUCUACUUGUUCACAAGACCGUGUUUGCAACUCUGUUCUUGCCUAUGCCAUCCAACACCACCAAAAUGGCAUCUCGAGGCCAACGAGCUUACUAAGCGUCUAUGCAUCUUGAUAGGGUACAUGGACGUUCGUCGUUCAAACAAAAUGCCCGCUACACGUGCGUGACU